Sorex fumeus (smoky shrew) is the source of this 663-nucleotide messenger RNA. RefSeq names its product NKG2-A/NKG2-B type II integral membrane protein-like. Gene Ontology annotation, biological process: positive regulation of natural killer cell mediated cytotoxicity; stimulatory C-type lectin receptor signaling pathway. The record is from RefSeq and is a predicted model, not a curated record. The transcript has 6 exons. NCBI's taxonomy places the organism in Eukaryota, Metazoa, Chordata, Mammalia, Eulipotyphla, Soricidae. Bases 1 to 663 code for a protein of 220 amino acids.
AUGAGUAAUGAAAAAACAACGUAUGCAGAGCUAAAUUUGACUAAAAAGUCAAAAAGGCGACAAAAAAACCCUAAAGGUACUAAAGGCUUCACUUCAGAAACAGAGCAAGAAAUAUGCUAUGCAGAAUUAAAUCUUCGAAAUGCUACUCAGUCUCUGCAGGGAAAUGACAAGGACUACUGCUGCAAAGGAUUAUUGUCACCUCCAGAGAAGCUCAUUGCUGGGGUCCUGGGAAUCAUUUGCUUUGUCUUGCUGUGCAUUGUGUUACAAAGGAUUAUUACUCAUUCUCAAGAUAACUCUCUGGUGUCUCAUUGUGCUCAUUGUCCUCCUGAGGGAUUUACAUAUUCCAACAAUUGCUAUUAUACAACGAAUGAAAAAAUGACAUGGAAUGAGAGUGUGAUGGCCUGUGCUUCUCACCAGUCUAGCCUUCUUUAUAUAGAGAGCGAAGAAGAAAUGAAAGUCCUGGCCUCCAUAUUACCUCCGACUUGGGUUGGAAUAUUUCGUAACAAUAGACAACAGCCAUGGAUGUCAAUAAACGGUUCAACUUCCAAACUAAUGAUUAAAGAAAAUUCAGCUGAAGAACGAUUAAAGAAGCUUCAGGUGGAGAACAUAACUGUGUUAUAUUACUCUUAUCUCACCUUCCUGCAGAGAUUUGCAAUCAUCUAA